This is a messenger RNA of Besnoitia besnoiti, 2457 nucleotides long. RefSeq lists its product as uncharacterized. The transcript is spliced from 11 exons. Lineage: Eukaryota; Apicomplexa; Conoidasida; Eucoccidiorida; Sarcocystidae. Bases 1 to 2457 code for a protein of 818 amino acids. The record is from RefSeq and is a predicted model, not a curated record.
AUGUACCGGGCACAGCUGCUGCGGAAACUCGGAGAGGCUCCCACAGAGCGGCUUGAGGCCAGCACGUGCCCAACAUUCUCUUCUUCGUCUCCCGGCCUCGUCCUGGCCGCACCUGAUGCGUGCUACUUCGGCAGCGUCCGACCUGCUCUCCCACAGAUUGCUCGCGGCGCGCCCUGCGGAGCCCCUUCGCAGCUGAAGCAGCUCGCAGAGCCGCGCACUUUGCUCGCUGCAACUUUCCCGCUCCUUUCGAGAUCCGAGUCUGCAGAGUCGUCCCCCGUGUCCUACCCGUCCUCUGCGCCUUCGGCGGGUGCCUGUGCGCCCGCGGCCUCGUCGGCGCCGCCUGCAGACGCAGCGCCGGGGGUCGCCAGCGCCGGCACGCAGACCGAGCCUGCCCCGGACGACUUGCAGGGAACCGCUGGACUGCAGCCGCGCGCCGGUGCAGCGAAGGAGACCAGCGGCAUGGAGCCGCCGCUCGCGGGAGUUGAUGACUUCGCCGCGGGAAGAUCUGGAGCGGAAGAAGAUGACGUGGAAGACCUCAGCGGGUGGCCCACAGCGCUCGUGUUGGACAGCGACAACGAGGGCGACACAGACUGCAUAAGCAAGGGAGAAGAAGCACACACGGAGGACGAAGGCUGCCAGGUAGACUGGAGCACCGCAGACGAGAAGGACGACGACGAACAGCGGCUCUCCGCCAGCGUGGCACAGAUCAUCCGAGGAGGCGGGGCCGUUGCAGAGUACUCGCGGGAUGCACACGCAGAAGGUGGCGCAAGCGCGAAGGCCUGCGGCGACGCUGCGGAAGAGCUUUGUGUCGGUCACGCGGAUUGCACGGCGCUGGAGUUCUGCCUGCGUUCCUUCCGCAGGCGCGUCUUUCUUCCGCGGUCGAAGCGCCUCCCGGGCCAUCAAACAGUCAUCAUUUUCGACUGGGACGACACGCUGCUCUGCACGUCGUUCUUGAACGUGUACUGCCGUUCGCCGGACUGGCGCGUGUCGGUCGUGGAGCACCUGGAGACGAUUCAGCGGCACGGGAAAGCUCUGCUGGAGCUGGCGAUGAAGAUGGGGCACGUAUUCAUCGUGACGAACGCCGUCGAAGGCUGGGUGGAGCAUUCCUCUCGGCGGUUCCUUCCUGGCUUGCUUCCCGUCUUGGCAAAGCUUCCAGUUAUCUCUGCGCGCAACCGGUAUGAGGCAGUCUACCCGGGCGCGUAUCACUUAUGGAAGGUGCAUGCGUUUCUGGAAGUUCGGCGGCAGCUAGACCGUGAAAUCAACACGAACCUGAUAAGCGUCGGCGACUCAGAUAUCGAAAUGGACGCAGUGCAUGUCAUGGGCAAGGAGUUCGCUCAGGCCGUCGUCAAGACGGUGAAGUUUCGAGAAAACCCUUCGCCGGAAGAGCUGGCGAAGCAGUUGGAGCUGGUCACAAGCAAGUUCGAGAAGAUAUGCUUGAGCGCAUGCAACCUCACCAUCGGCCUCGAAAAACAAUGGGACGACAGCAGCGCGCGCCGAAGCCAGGCCAACCCGGGCGACCCCCGCCUUUCGUCGUUCUCUCCCGCAGCAACUCUGCCGUGUGGUUCUUCUUUUCCGGCGUCGGCGUUCGCGCCUGCACCGGGGCUCGCGUGUAUCGAUCUAAGCUCCCCGUUCGCCUGUCGUCCCUGCGCAGCGUGUCCGCCAGCGUCCUUCGCGCUCGCUGAGCACCUGCCGAGCUCCGCGUCUGCCGCCGGCGUCUCUCAGGGCGCCGCGCGCUCUUCGGCCGGCAAUAUGAGGCUUCAGCCCGAGUUUAUUCAGGCGCCCAACCCGGGGCACGUUAGCGUGAAGUCAACCCUCCACGCGCUUACAGGGAAACAACCAGAGGGGCGGGAUGGAGGCGCGGAGAGAGGCGCGGAGGCAGGACAGCAGACAGGAAAGGCGAACCAGACGACGAGGGCGGGGAAGCGCGAAGGAAGACUGCCAGCCGGAGAGCAGGUCAGAGGGGAGUUUCGCACAAUGCACACAACGCGAAGUGAGUAUGUGUUUGACAAAGCGGCGCUGCAACACGGGGAGUCGGUCGCCGGAGGUCGCGCGGACGGAGAUGCGGCCGGGGGAGGUGCGUCUCUCGGCGUUCAGGCGCUGAAUGAGCAUUUUCUCGCUCGACGUAGCCAGCCCAUUUUGAGCGAUCGCGUCGCGCAUGUGCCUCUUCGCUUGGCGCGUGAGGUCAUCCGGACGUUCCCCGAGCAUCUUGCGUCGUCGCCGUUGCCGUCUAGUUCGUCCUCGUCGCCGGCUAGUUCCUCCUCUUCGUCGUCUUCUCUCGCCUCCGCCGAGGAUUCGCCUCCUUCCGCGGCGUCUGCUGCGGGCUGCUCGCUGUCGGCGGCGACGCCCAGCUGGAGCGCCCCGUCCUCUGCGUCCGCGUUGCCGCGCGCGGCCUCGCUAUCAGAGACACCCGGGGCUGCCGGCGUCUCCCGCGCCGCCCAGCGCGGGCGAGGCGCGUAG